AUGCACAUCGUUGUCCGUGUUAUGGAGAAAUUGCAUACUAUUCAGCAACCCAAGGCAGGUAUCAUCGCCAGUCUAACAAGACUACCACAUUCUCCCAACAAGGUGACACCAGAAAUUCAAGCCUUCAAAACCAGUCAAGACCUGGCAUCAGCUUUCUCAGGACCCACGGACCGCCCCGCUGAGGCUAUGACUACACGCCAGUUCUUGAUACAUCAGAGCUAUAGAUGGAAGAUACUAGAGGAAGACCGUGACGACGGCGACAAAGCUCCUUGGUAUUGCUUCGAUAUUAUCACACAGGCAUUAUACGACAAAGACUUCAUCCCGGAUGAUGACAAGUUUUACUUCUGCCAUCUCGACCUCUAUCCACGAAACAUGCUCGUAGAGAUUGAAGAUGAUUCCAAGCUCUCACUCACCGGACUGCUGGACUGGGAUGCCCAGUUCGCAUACUUUUGCCCCAAGUUCGUCGCUUAUCGUGCGCCGUUCUGGCUGUGGGUAUCAGGUGGCCACGAGUACAAUGAAAUGAUAGCUGCAGACGAGCCAAAAGACGCUGAUCACCGGCGAUUGAAGAGCUUGUGGGAAGAAGCGGUGAGUGUCGAGUGGAAGCGGUACGCCUACGAACCGGAGUAUAUGAUCGCGAGGAGAAUGUUUGCUCUGCUCCGAGAUGGCAUUCGUCAUGAUGGAGACAAAGAGGAAGCCAGGUCUAUUGUCGAUGAGUGGCAGAAGCUGCAUUACGAUCAGAGGCUUGCCACAGCGUACGCGAGUGACGAGAGCGAUGGUGCCGAGGCAAAUAUGGACGUUGGGGACCAAGAUGAAGGCAUAUACACGUUGGCUCAACAAGACCUUGAGCUCGACGAUGUGCGGGACGAGGAUGACGGGGCUAUCGACUCGCAUGACUAA
Molecule: messenger RNA, 897 nt
Organism: Alternaria novae-zelandiae
Lineage: Eukaryota; Fungi; Ascomycota; Dothideomycetes; Pleosporales; Pleosporaceae
Exons: 1
Coding region: 1-897 (298 amino acids)
Source: RefSeq, a predicted model, not a curated record